Eucalyptus grandis is the source of this 2213-nucleotide messenger RNA. RefSeq names its product probable folate-biopterin transporter 7. The transcript has 3 exons. The record is from RefSeq and is a predicted model, not a curated record. Lineage: Eukaryota; Viridiplantae; Streptophyta; Magnoliopsida; Myrtales; Myrtaceae. Bases 446 to 1783 code for a protein of 445 amino acids.
GAUGGCUCAAAGCUCCAAGAAUCCUUCCUCGAGGUAUCUUUGGAGAUCGUCUGGGCGGGUGAUUGAUUGUAAUGACGUCCGUCGUCAACCCAUCAGUCAAAAAAACGGAGCCGAAAAAUGUCCAGACGAAUCCGAGCUAAACACAUGACGCGCCCACGGUCUGUCCGAUCUUUACUUCUGAUGGCGAUGAUGAUGGAGACCCAUUAGAACCUUGCAGAAGACGACACCUUUCUCUCUCUCUCUCUCUACCCUGCGGGUCUUGUCUUCCUCUCAUUGGCUUCGAUUCAAAGCCGCUUCGGCGCUUCCGGCUUUUCUCGUCUCGUACCAAGGUGGGUCGGUUUCGGUGGUUGCCCAUUCUCUGCCACGCACCCCCAUUUCGGAAUUUCUCCUCUCUCUCUCUCUCUCGCUCUCUGCCGACCGCCCUGAGUGAUUUAGUUCGCAUCAGAUGGUGGUGGAGACUAGAAGAAGAAGUGGCAGCGAUGGCAGCAGCACCGAGCUGGUUCGGAAAGUAGUACUAGGAAUAGGAUACUGUAUUCAGGGGCUGAGGUGCUUCCCAUGGAUGGCUGUCAACUUCUUCCUCAAGGAUGGCCUCAAUGUGGAACCCUCCACCCUCCAGAUCCUCCAGAACGCGGCCAACCUUCCCAUGGUCGCCAAGCCUCUCUAUGGGGUGGUGUCCGACGCAUUUUAUGUUAAGGGCCAACACCGCCUGCCCUACAUUGCUCUCGGAGCAUUCUUGCAAGCAGUGUCUUGGCUAGCCAUAGCAAUUCUCUCCCCAUCAAGUAUAACAAUCCUCUCGAUUUAUCUCCUCCUAAGUAAUCUUGGCGCUUCAAUCGCAGAGGUAGCAAAUGAUGCCAUUGUCGCAGAGGUAGGCAAACAGCCUGCUUCAUCUUCGAAGAAGAAUAGGUCGUCUUCGUCCGGUGACCUCCCAUCAUUUGUUUGGAUGGCUUCCUCUUUCGGCGGUGUCCUUGGGAACCUUCUGGUUGGUGUUGCUAUCGGGAGAAUGUCUCCGCAGAUGAUGUUUCUGUUUUUUGGCCUUCUCCUCGCAGCGCAGUUUAUUGUUACAAUCAGUGUCCAUGAAAGCGCUCUUGACCUCCCCAAAACUGUGACGAAAGCAGGGAUUGGGAAGCAACUUUCUGAUCUCUUAUCUGCCCUUAAAAGACCCGAGAUUGCUAAUUCCAUAAUCUGGCUUGCAGCAUCCUAUGCAGUUAUUCCAGCUCUCACUGGGACCAUGUUCUUCUACCAAACAGAGUAUCUCAAGAUCGACACAUCGGUAUUGGGGAUAUCAAAAGUGUUUGGCCAAGUGGCAAUGCUUCUGUGGGGUAUGGUUUAUAAUCGUCAUCUGAAGUCAGUCCCACCAAGGAAACUGAUUUCUGCAAUUCAGGUUAUGAUGGCCCUGUUCAUGGUUUCAGAUAUUCUCUUUGUCAAAGGUGUCUACAAAACAAUGGGAGUUCCGGAUUCGUUGUAUGUAGUCAUCUUUUCGGGGGUCAUGGAAGUUCUCUUCUUCUUCAAAAUUCUACCCUUCAGUGUCCUAAUGGCGCAACUCUGUCCACUGGGGUGUGAAGGAUCUUUAAUAGCUUUUGUCAUGUCGGCCAUUGCCUUAGCAUUUAUAAUCAGUGGAUUCCUUGGUGUUGCGCUUGCAUCAUCUGUUGGUGUCACAGGAGAUGAUUUUUCAGGACUUCCACUGGGUCUUGCAAUACAAGCGGUUUGCACGCUGUUGCCGCUAUUUCAAUCAUCAUGGAUCCAUGAUGCCACAAGAUCCAAAACCAGGAGUAAGGGGGAGUAGUUACUAUAGUAGUGAUGCUUCAUCACUUUAAUUCUUUUGUAUGAUUCAAUUAGGUAUCUAUCAAUAAACCGACACGUAGAAUUAUACAGGUGGUAGAAACUGUGAGCUGUCGUUGUAGCUAGGUGUAUCUUUGAAAUAGUCCUGCUGAAGCUGCUGUCAUCUCCUUCAAAGGUUUGCAAGAUCCCUGUUUCCAACAAAGGAGUGAAAGAUCUCUCUAUCCAAUGUCCUCGACACGAUCAUUUAUUCAGCCCUUAAUCGUAUAGAACCUAGUACUGAUGCAACUAUUCUUUUGUUGAAGAACUGUGUAUGUGAUCUGGCAAUUGUGGAGCUGGAUUGAGUUCUGGUUGACGGUGCCUGGCCUCUUAUACAUUUUUAAAGUGUUGGUUGACACCUACCUCCAGAAAUCUCACGACCGACAAAAUUUUGGUCA